Molecule: messenger RNA, 3594 nt
Organism: Tripterygium wilfordii
Lineage: Eukaryota; Viridiplantae; Streptophyta; Magnoliopsida; Celastrales; Celastraceae
Product: E3 ubiquitin ligase PARAQUAT TOLERANCE 3
Exons: 15
Coding region: 804-3356 (850 amino acids)
Biological process (GO): ubiquitin-dependent protein catabolic process; protein ubiquitination; mRNA processing
Cellular component (GO): nucleus
Molecular function (GO): zinc ion binding; nucleic acid binding; ubiquitin protein ligase activity
Source: RefSeq, a predicted model, not a curated record
UAAGGUUUUUGAGAGCCAUUUAUUAAAGACUCCUUCCCGACCCCAAAACCAAACAAGCGCCCCACAGUCGCUACGAAAAAGAUCAAUCUCUCCCAAUCCUAAAGUUCCUCAUUCCAAACCCUAGCGAGACCGAUCUCUCUCAAUUCUUCCCGGCGUAAUACCCUCCGAUCGAGUUCGUAUAUUUUGAAGGCGGUGUGUCAGAACCUUCGAUGACGAAUCGCUAUCGAAUCGCGUAGGCAACCACACCGAUUUCCUUGUUCAUCCAGAUAUCUACGAGGAGCAUGAGAACCGGUCUCUGUAGACGAUUUCGCUCCCAGCAUCUUCCGAUCGUCGAUUAGGGGAAAAUCAUCGCAGAUCUCUCCUACGGAUCUCAGGGGCGGUCAUCUCUUACUCUUCCCUUGCGUCGAUUGCAACGUUGGUUAGGGUUUUCAGAUUUUUUGUUCUUCUCAAGAUUUUAUUUCUGAUCGCGGCUGGGAUCGUUUCGAGGGUCACAAUCUGUAAACCGUCCGCUGUGUUCGUAUUGUAACCGCUUGCUGUUGAAUUUGAUUCAGUACCACUUAAGAGUUUGGAGUAAAAUUUCAUAUCUACUCGGAGAAUUUUUUGAAAGCUGUCGAUUGGGAUACUGUGGAGAGCUCGGCUACAUACUUUGGUGUACAAGUCUCUACCAGAGUGGAUUGUAUUGGUUUGGUCGAGUUUUGUUUGUACUUUGUAUACCAGGCCUGUUCUUUACUCACAGGCUGACGAUUAGUGCUUUUGUUAUUCGGUUAUUAUAUUAUUGUUUUAUUUGUUGAAAAAAAGAAGCCAUGGCUGUGUAUUACAAAUUUAAGAGUGCAAAAGACUAUGAUUCAGUCACUAUGGAUGGUCCUUUUAUCUCUGUUGGUACUUUGAAAGAAAAAAUAUUUGAAUCAAAGCAUCUAGGCAGGGGUACAGACUUCGACCUUGUGGUCACUAAUGCCCAGACUAAUGAAGAGUAUCUUGAUGAAGCGAUGUUAAUCCCAAAAAAUACAUCUGUGUUAAUUCGACGGGUUCCUGGACGACCUCGAAUGCCUAUUGUUACUCAGCAAGAGCCAAAGGUAGAAACUAAAAUGGAGGACACCCAGCCAGUAAAGAGUAGCAUCCCUUUUGCUGAUGCAUCUGUUACAAAAUAUACCGAGGAUGUCGAGUGGGAUGAGUUUGGUCACGACUUGUAUGCAAUUCCUGAGGCCCCUCCAAUUCAGGCCAGCAAUCCAUUAAUUGAUGCUCCGCCAACAAAUAAUGCUGACGAGGAUAGCAAACUGAAGGCCUUGAUUGAGACUCCUGCCUUGGACUGGCAGCGUCAAGGUGUUGAUGGUUUUGGUGGUCCAGGAAGAGGUUAUGGAAGGGGUAUGGCUGGUAGAAUGGGUGGACGUGGUUUUGGGUUCGAGCGGAAAAAACCUCCAGAAGGCUAUGUAUGCCAUCGGUGCAAAACACCCGGGCAUUUCAUACAGCACUGUCCUACAAAUGGUGAUCCAAAUUAUGAUGUCAAAAGAGUGAGGCCGCCUACGGGCAUUCCUAAGUCAAUGCUGAUUGCCACCCCAGACGGCUCUUAUGCAUUGCCGAGUGGUGCAGUUGCUGUUUUGAAGCCAAAUGAGGCUGUUUUUGAGAAAGAAAUCGAAGGCUUACCUUCCACUCGUCCUGUUGGUGAUCUUCCUCCGGAAAUGCACUGCCCCAUGUGCAAUGAAGUAAUGAAAGAUGCUGUCUUCACGAGCAAAUGCUGUUUCUCAAGUUUUUGUGAUAAGUGUAUCAGGGACCAUAUCAUAUCAAAGUCAAGGUGCAUUUGUGGUGCAACAGAUGUACUCGCUGAUGAUCUUCUGCCAAAUAAAACGGUAAGGGAUACAAUCAACCGUAUUUUAGAGAAUGGUGGUAAUAGUAGUGCUGAAAAUGCCGGAAGCGCCUUUCAAGUCCAAGAUAUGGAGUCGAAGAUUCCACAGCCUAGAAUUCCAUCACCUAUUCAUUCUGUUGGAUCCAAAGGAGAGGAGAAACCACCGUGCCGUAAGGAGGAAACCCCUAUUGUAAAGGAAAUGGUAGAUGAAGUGAAGCCUUUGAAUGCCCAUCCAAGGGUCUUGGAGCAGGUGAGGACUGUGAAAGUGGCUGAUAUAUCAGAAGCUACGCUAGAGUCUAUGAGUAUAAAGGAGCCUGCUUCACAGAGAAGUGCUCCACCAGUGGAGGAAGAAGUGCAGCAGAAGCUAACUUCUGGUGAGGCAGGAAAGAAGAAGAAAAAGAAGAAAGUCCGCAAUCCUUCGAAUGACUUACAGUGGCGAACCUCUCAAGAUCUUGCAGCCGAUCCAUAUAUGAUGCCACUUGGACCCUCUGCUUAUAAUCCUUACUGGAAUGGCAUGCAGCUGGGGAUGGAAGGGUACAUGGGUCCCUAUGCUGGUGGAAUACCCUAUAUGGGACCCUCUGCCUAUAAUCCUUACUUGGACAUGCCUUUUGGUGGUAUCAUGCCUCCAGACCCUUUUGGUGCACAAGGCUUCAUGAUGCCAGUAGUCCCACCACAGAGGGAUCUUGCAGAAUUUGGAAUGGGUAUGAAUGUUGCACCUCCUGUCAUGAGCAGAGAGGAAUUUGAGGCUCGUAAGGCCGACGUGAAGCGGCGGCGUGAAAAUGGGAGACAUGAUGAAAGCAGGGAAUUCUCUAGUGGUCGGAACUUCAACAGGGAAGUGGGCGGCGUUGAUGAUGGUUCUUCAAUGAAAUCAAAAUCUAAAACUCUUCCUUGGUCAUCAGGUGGGGAUCCGCACCACCGCAGAUCUGAGAGGCCCUCGCCGGAUCUUUCCGCACGCGGCUGCCUAGAACCACCUCCUCUGCCCUUGAAAAGAAAGUCGAUCGAGCACCAUGACAGCAACCGUGAUCGGGAUCGGGGUCGGGAUGAUGCUCGUAAAGAUGGGGCCAGCGACCGGCGCCACCAUCACCAGCCUCGUUCUUCAGAGCCCAAGCCCACUCACACUGAGAGUGCUGCAGCCGCCGCCGCCGCUGCUGCCGACCGCAAGCAGAAGGCAAGCGUUUUCUCUCGCAUAAGCUUUCCGGAGGGGGAAGCAGCCAAGAAGCGCAAGCACUCCUCUUCGAGCGAUAUAGCUGCUGCAUCCGGAGCUAAUGCAUCUAAUCACAAGUCGUCAGCAGCCUACGAGGACUAUAAGGCAUCAAAGGCGGUGGCUUUGGCAUCAUCUGCGGGAGGCAGGAAGAACACUAGUGUUGCUACCGCUGACUAUGAGUCGAGUGACGACGAGAGGCAUUUCAAGAGAAAGCCUUCAAGGUAUGAGCCAUCUCCACCUCCACCGGAGGAGUGGGAAGACCGUGCAAGGCACUCUAAGGGCUCCGGGGAUCGGGAACGCAGGCAUAGAUAGAAAGUGUGUAUUGUGUGGAAUUGAAGAUGCUGCUGCAAUCAUGGAUUGAAGCGUCUCUCCAGAAAUUGCUGUUUCUAAUGGGCAAAAUGUGCCCGCGACUGAGUAAUUAAUUACCCCCUUGUGGGAAGAACAGCAUGGAUGAUUAUGAUUUGAUAUUUGGGUUAUUUGAGUUCUCUGUUUUCGGUACAAUAUCUAUUUUACAUUUUUAAUAAAUAAUAAAAGUUUUUGUUCAUCUUCA